This is a messenger RNA of Panthera uncia (snow leopard), 1933 nucleotides long. It is a transcript of the gene CORO2A, whose product is annotated as coronin 2A. The transcript is spliced from 12 exons. Gene Ontology annotation, molecular function: actin filament binding. Gene Ontology annotation, biological process: actin filament organization. The coding region runs from base 164 to 1711 and encodes 515 amino acids. The record is from RefSeq and is a predicted model, not a curated record. NCBI's taxonomy places the organism in Eukaryota, Metazoa, Chordata, Mammalia, Carnivora, Felidae.
GCUAGUGCCGGGCCCCGGCCCCGCCCAUCGGCCCUCCCCUCCCGGCUGCCGCGGGGGGAAAGAGGCGGCGGAGCUGCGCGUGGGGACUCGGCGGGCGGUGAGGAGCGCGGAGCCGGAGCCGGACGCCGCCGCCGCCACCGCCACCUGCGCUGCCGUCAUCAAGAUGUCAUGGCAUCCCCAGUACCGGAGCUCCAAGUUCCGCCACGUCUUUGGCAAACCAGCCAGCAAGGAGAAUUGCUACGACUCGGUGCCCAUCACCCACAGCGUCCACGACAAUCACUUCUGCGCCGUGAACCCCCGUUUCAUUGCAGUCGUGACCGAGUGCGCUGGUGGGGGAGCCUUCCUCGUCAUUCCCUUGAACCAGACAGGAAAGCUGGACCCCCACUACCCAAAGGUCUGCGGGCACAAAGGGAACGUCUUAGACAUCAAGUGGAAUCCUUUUAAUGAUUUUGAGAUCGCCUCCUGUUCUGAAGAUACCACAAUUAAGAUCUGGGACAUCCCCACGCAGCUGCUGACGAAGAACCUCACAGUCUUCAGGAAGGAGCUGAUGGGCCAUGCCCGCAGGGUGGGCCUGGUGGAGUGGCACCCCACAGCCGCCAACAUCCUCUUCAGCUCUGGCUAUGACUACAAGGUGAUGGUCUGGAACCUGGACACAACGGAGUCUGUAAUCAAUAACCCCGUGAGGACAAUUUGCUGCCACCAAGACGUGAUCCUUUCCAUGUCCUUCAACCCCAGUGGCAGCCUGCUGGCCACCACCUGUAAAGACCGCAAGAUUCGGAUUCUCGACCCCCGGGCAGGGGCCGUCCUCCAGGAAGCCAGCUACAAGGGGCACCGGGCCAACAAAGUGCUGUUUCUGGGGAACCUGAAGAAGCUGCUGUCCACAGGCACAUCCCGGUGGAACCACCGUCAGAUGGCCGUGUGGGACCAGGACAACCUCUCCGUGCCUCUCUCAGAGGAGGACCUGGAUGGCUCCUCGGGCGUGCUGUUUCCCUUCUACGAUGCAGACACCAGCAUGCUCUACGUGGUGGGGAAGGGAGAUGGAAACAUCCGCUACUAUGAAGUGAGUGCCGACAAACCUCACCUGAACUACCUGACGGAAUACCGCUCCUACAACCCCCAGAAGGGGAUUGGUGUCAUGCCAAAGAGAGGUCUCGACGUGUCCUCCUGCGAGAUCUUCCGCUUCUAUAAGCUGAUUACAACCAAAAACCUCAUCGAACCUGUAUCCAUGAUUGUACCCCGGCGGUCGGAGUCUUACCAAGAGGACAUCUACCCACCCACGGCAGGAACCCAGCCCUCUCUGUCGGCCCAGGAGUGGCUCUGUGGGAUGAAUAAAGGGCCGGUCCUGGUGUCCCUAAGGCCAGGCUCCGAUCAGCUGAGCUCCCAGCCACCGCUCCCAGAGAGACCCCCCUCCCUCAACCGGACAGAACAGUUGGUUUUAGAAGAUGGCCAGAGGCCCUUCUCCCUGCCGGAGGGGAAGAUGCCAAGGAGGGUAGCAGAACACAGGCUGGAAGAGAAGAAAACCCGGCUCACAAACGGCUUUGACGUCUUCGAGUGUCCCCCACCAAAGACAGAGAACGAGCUGCUGCAGAUGUUUUAUCGGCAACAGGAGGAGAUCCGGAGGCUCCGGGAGCUGGUGACCCAGCGCGAGGUCCAGGCCAAACAGUUGGAACUGGAGAUCAAAAACUUGCGGAUGGGCUCAGAGAGGUUCUGAGCAGAGAUGUCUGCCCUCCUCGCCCUCAGGGACACCACUCGGCUCCAUGGGGAGGUCCAGAACCAAACCACAAGUCCCCCAACAACAACCACUAUUUCUAUAUUUUUUACCAGAAAACGAAACUCUUGGUCGCUGGAAGAUUCUAGUGGGAGGGACGUGGUGCCGUUUUUCUAUUUGCCUUCUCAAAACAACACUGUCUGAAUUGACUCUUUGUAGACGAUA